Molecule: messenger RNA, 1377 nt
Organism: Aspergillus puulaauensis
Lineage: Eukaryota; Fungi; Ascomycota; Eurotiomycetes; Eurotiales; Aspergillaceae
Exons: 4
Coding region: 1-1377 (458 amino acids)
Molecular function (GO): O-methyltransferase activity
Source: RefSeq, a predicted model, not a curated record
AUGACAGCCCGCAGCAGCAGAAAGCCUCUCAUGCAAAACAUCUCACCCCGAGAGUGCCGAGAAGACGAAGUCUGCAUCAGCAUCAUGUCCACUGCAACCCAGGAUAUCUUUAUCGACCAGCGAGCCGAGCCCUCCAAGAGCGCAGUGUCCACUCUAACCGAGGAAAUCACCGCCUCUCUUGAUGAGCCCCCUCAAACCCAGGGAAUAAUCUCGGCUCUUGAUGCAGUCAAGCCUCAGUUGUUUGGCGGCAAUGAAGUCGACCGUCUGCAGGUUCGCGCUGCUGCACGUCGACUGCUAGCGAGAGUCGAGACUCCCUACGAGCGUGCGUGGGGGUUCUGUUUCGAACACCCUGUGGUGUUCGCCGCUCUGCAGACAUGCAUCGAUCUGGGCCUUUGGAAGUCCUGGACUGGUGCAGGAGGUGGUGAGAAGUCCAUCGACGAACUGGUCCAGCUUACCUCUCCCACCAUUGAAACAAAUCUACUGCGCCGAUUCUUCCGCCUGCUGGCAGCUUUCUAUGUGGUUGAAGAAACCGCAGAGGACAAAUUCAAGCCGACUCCCUUCUCGUACGCCAUCGGCGAUGAGAGCACCAAGGUUCGGGCCUCGCUUCAAGCAGCGUCGUAUCAAUACCUGGCGGCUGGCCAGAACCUGCCGGGCUACUUAGCAAAGACAUCCUACAAAGAACCCACGGACUUCAUGUCGAAUAACUACACCGACACUGACACGGAUAACCUCGACUUCUUCGGGCGACUUCAGCAGAGUCCCACCCACUAUGAAGCUUUCACCGGCCACAUGGAGGCCUGGACCGCAUGGAAGACGCCGUGGACCAAGGUGUACGAUACUUCCAGAUUGCUGGACGGGGCCACUCUGGACAACGGAUCUCCUUUUGUUGUUGAUGUCGGAGGAAACACCGGAAUCGACAUUUCCCAUGUCCUUGCGAAGCACCCGGAACUCCCUGCGGGGGCUCUCAUUCUACAGGAUCUGCCGGAAAUAAUUGCAAAGGCGCAGGUGGAUGACAAGAUAACUGCCAUGGUUCAUGACUUUUGGCUUCCACAGCCGGCGAAAGGGAGUCGAGCCUACUUCAUGCAUGCGGUCCUCCACGACUGGCCCGAUGACAAGGCAAAGCAGCUACUUGCUAAUACUAGAGAUGCCAUGGUCAAGGGGUACUCCAAGCUCCUCGUUUACGACAUCGUUCUCCCUCCAACAGGCGCCAGUAUUAGCCAGACAACAAUGGACGUCGAGAUGAUGUCGCUGCUGUCGGCUGCAGAGCGAACGCAGGGGACAUGGCAGAAGUUGCUGACCGAAGCUGGCUUUAACAUUGUCAACUUCUGGCCCGACCCUCAGCAAUACGAGAUGAUCAUCGAAGCCGAGGUUGCAUAG